Aegilops tauschii subsp. strangulata is the source of this 978-nucleotide messenger RNA. NCBI's taxonomy places the organism in Eukaryota, Viridiplantae, Streptophyta, Magnoliopsida, Poales, Poaceae. The record is from RefSeq and is a predicted model, not a curated record.
AUGUCUUCCGCUGCCCCCGCCGCCGCUGCCGUUGCGCCGGUCCUCGCCCCUACGUCGCUGUUCCUCGCCUCUCGGCCUCUCGCGGCGGCCUAUGGAGCCCUGCCGCCACCAGAGUCCCCGAUUGGAUCGGGCGCCUCAGGGGAUCCUACUGCCUCGAUCGAGAUCGCCACGACGCCGCCCUACGGCGUCCCCGCGCCGCCGCCCUAUGGCGUCGCUCCUACCUCGUACGGCGCUUCUCUGGUGGCCCAUGGCGCACUGCUACCGCCAUCGUCUUCAUGGCCGGUGGCGUCCUACGGUGCGCCGCCCCCUCAUCAACCCUACGCGGCGCCCCCGCGGCAUCCCUACGGGCCGCCGCCACCGCAACAGUCCUACUCGGCGCCGCAACCGCAACCCUAUGUGGCGCUGCAGCAUCAACCCUACCCAGCACCAUAUGGGGGCGUGGCCACUUCGCUGCAGCAGCCUUCCGGGUCCGCGGCCGCUCCGCCGCAGCAGUCCUACAGGGCCGCAGCCACUUCGCCAUAUGGGGCUCCUGUCGUGUCGAACUAUGGCGCCCUAGCCGCUGGUACUCCCGGCUUCUACUCACCAUACUCGGCGCUUGCUGCGCAUCCCGAGACAGCUCCAUCGAUGGGUCUCUAUGCACCACCGACGCAUGCUCACGCUGAUCAGGCCGCGGUGCCGUCGCCAUUUUACUUCUCGCACCUGCUGCCGGUGAAGCUCGCGCCGGGCAACUACUUGUCCUGGCGCGCUCAGGUGUUGCCUCUUCUACGGAGCCGCUACUUGGAGGGCUAUGUUGACGGAUCCAUCCCGUGUCCGCCCCCUCAUCAUCCGACGUACCACACAUGGGUGGCCCAGGAUCAGGCCAUCCUCCCCGCCAUCCAGUCUUCGCUCACUCCGAGCAUUUCGUUGAUGGUCAUCUUCGCCGCCACGUCCCAGGAGGCAUGGGCGGCGCUUCACACUAGCUUUGCCUCCCAGUCUUAG